AUGGCUUCUGAAAUGAUACAUUUUAUGUGGGCCAAAAUCAAAGCCAAACCAUUGGUGGCAAUAGGACGGUUUAUAUUCUUCUCUCUUCUGAUGAUCCAGAGUGGAUUCCUUGCGGCAUACCCAGCAACUUAUCAAGAUAAAAACAAGAGUACGUUAUGUCUUCUCUGCUUUCCGGUACUGGUCUACUGGAUCUACUGCCUCUGCACUGAAGCAAGCCUUCUAAGAAUGUUUUACACCUGGGGACUCUACCUUGUAGUUUUCUUGAUACCCAUGAUUGCCACCAUAUUUGCUGUAGCUGGCGACGACCUCGAUAACACGAAAUUCCUCGGCCCCAACACUUUAAAGGUAAUUUUGUGCCUUACACCGGUUCUAUUUCUAUUUCUGCCGAACACAGCUUCGGGAUUAAGUGAAAGUGACGACUACCGACAGCUUGCUUUCAGACUGACCAUCCAGGUAACCAUAGAUUUUCUGGCCCCAGUUGUUCAAAAGUUGAAUAGCGCUAUCCAACGGAUAAAUCACUAUCCCACGGAUAAGUGUUAGGGAAACCAAUUGCGCUAUCCAGUGGAUAGUGAUUUAUCCGAUGGAUAGCGUUAUCCACCUUUUGAACAACUGGGGCCUGUUUGAUGCUGUUGAAAUGCUUGAUAUCGUCCUCAACGAGAACGAAAACAGGCAUGGAAUUCCAAAAUGGUUUGGAAGACUGAUUGUGGCACUUGCAUGCUUCAGUUUCCUGGUGUCUCUCUUGCAAAUGGCAGAAAACAAACUCGACGACGGAAUAGUCGAGCAGCGCAAAUGCCCUGCCAUUAUCCGUAACUUGUUUGGUGCAAAUCGUAUGUGUCAAUUUCGUGUUUACGGUAAUUCGUCUGGAUAUCUUUAUCAAGUACAAGAAAGAGGAGUCAAUCUUCAUCGCGAAGAAUGGGAUCGCUAUGUACGUUUCCGCGUUGGAGAUAUACUCGAUUUGCCGAAAUCAGCGAUAUCGGCAGGCUGA
This is a messenger RNA of Porites evermanni, 985 nucleotides long. NCBI's taxonomy places the organism in Eukaryota, Metazoa, Cnidaria, Anthozoa, Scleractinia, Poritidae. The record is from the annotation of a GenBank genome assembly.